Cherax quadricarinatus is the source of this 2404-nucleotide messenger RNA. RefSeq names its product multiple inositol polyphosphate phosphatase 1-like. Gene Ontology annotation, molecular function: inositol phosphate phosphatase activity; acid phosphatase activity. NCBI's taxonomy places the organism in Eukaryota, Metazoa, Arthropoda, Malacostraca, Decapoda, Parastacidae. The record is from RefSeq and is a predicted model, not a curated record.
ACUUGGGUGGAGGGAGGAUAGACGGGUAUGAGUGGGCGAGCUGGUAGAUGGGUGGGUGGGUUGAAAGAUAUACAUUUAAGAACUGCUGAAUGGGCUUGUUAGUCCAAUAUCAGCUCUCCAAGGAACACGUCUAGCUCUCCACAGAAAGUACUGAGGAGGUUAUUGGAACAAUUGUACUUUGUCUUCGAUGUUGGGUCAUCGUCCUUACCUUCUGGUGGUGGUUCUGAUCGCGGCUACGUUGCCCUAUAGAACACUGGGUCAGAGGGCAGAGACCUACUGCUUCACAGAUGACCCUGACCCCUAUAUCAAGUUUGGCACCAAGACUGCUUACACCUUGGCUAAUGGAGAGUUUACCCAUGAGGACCUUGUUCCAGCAGGGUGCGAGGCCCGGCAGGCGUGGCACCUGGUGAGGCAUGGCACCCGCUACCCCUCGGAGGAUGACAUCGCUGUCUUCCUUGUCCUCCUACCCACGCUCCAGGAUGCCAUCCUCCUCGCUCACCAAGAUGGUCAAGGAGAGUUGUGUGAGGGAGACUUGAAGCUGCUGGCGGACUGGUCGCUGGGAGACCUCAACGUGAGCUGGGCUAACGUGCUCACAUCUCAGGGACACCUGGAGUUAGAAGGCCUCGCGACCAGGUACAAAGAAGCCAUCCCGCUCCUCCUAGAUCAACCCUUCACAAACGAGUCGUUCAAGUUCCGACACACGGCCACUCAGAGGACGGAGGCCAGCGCGAGGUCCUACGCUCAGGGACUCUUCGGCAGUGACGUCUACAUUCCAUCUCCCAUCGACCCAGAUCCUCUACUCAAGUUCUACAAAGUGUGCAACGACUACGUGACGGAGGUAGCGGACAACCCUGAGGCAACGAUAGAGAGUCAACUGUAUCAGGAGGGAGAGAAGAUGGCUACUGUUGUUGACAAUGUCUCCCUACGCCUCGGCAUCCCCCUCGGCUUCGAGGAGAUUGAGGUGUUGUACGAUGCCUGUCGCUACUACAAGGCCUGGGACCCUACCGCUGCUGCUGCCUGGUGCGUGGCGUUCACAUCUGACGACCUCAAGGUGAUGGAAUACUGGGAAGACCUUUAUUACUACUACACCAACGGCUAUGCCUAUCCCAUUAACUACGAGAUGGCGUGUCCUCCCGUACAGGACCUCAUUCAGCACUUCAGUGAGGUGGUGGAGAGCGGGGAAGGUCCCAGUGGAGUCUUCUACUUCACACACGUCGAUGCUCUGGUUCCUGUGAUGACGCGCCUGGGACUAUAUAAAGACCCCGAACCUCUCACUCACGACCAUGAGGACCCAGACCGUCUCUGGCGCUCUUCCUCACAUGGCAUCUUCGCCACAAACCUGGCCUUCACCCUCUCUUCCUGCGGCGCCGACGAGUGGUGGGUGAGUCUUGCGAUGAGCGAGCAGGUGGUGGCACUAGGUGGGUGUGCCAGCCCCUUGGGAUGUACGUGGGAAGAGUUCAUGGCUACCUACGGCUUCCUGGAACAGUGUGAUUUGGAUGCCAUCUGUAACAACGCAUCUACUUGAAGUAGCUCCUCGGCAGCCAGUCGUGAUAGCUAGUUGAUGUGAGUGACGAGGUCCUCCACGUGAAUAUCCAACCUCUUCAUCUUCUCACAUGCUGCUUGUUCUGGAGAGCCAACUUCUUCACCUGGGCAGGAAACAUCAUCUAGAUCCUAGAAUACCCGGACAACAGAUCUCUUCACCUAACAUCAAACAUCCUCAACUAGAAUACCUGGAUGAUUAACAUCGUCACUUUGAUCGUAGAAUAACUUUUUUUAUCAUACUUCUUCAGCCAGGUCUAUACCUUCAUGCUAUAUUAAAAGCGCAUAUCACGUAUUAAUUAUGAGAUAUUAACAAAGAUUUAAAAAAAUAUAUUAAAAAUAAAAAAAAUUGACCCUGUCAGUUUGACUUAAAAUCCACUGUGAGUUACCUGAAGUGAGAGAAUGUGUUGUGAAUUUAAUCUUGACAACCAGCACUUCAAAAGAUAAACAGGAAACCCAAUAGUCAAUAAAAUCGGGAAAUUGACAUCUGCUUAUUCCAACAACAAUCCGAAACGUCCAUUAAGUAAGAUAUAACAGUUUUGAAAGCUUGAGGACGACCAUAAGAGCGGCUCUUACCUUAUCACAUGUUAAACAGUACACCAGUUUCAUUAAUGUUCUUGGUAAACUGGCGUCUGUGCAACCUAUUAAUAGGCCAUUAUACGGAAACCAUCCGGGAAGAGGUAACUAAAAAAAUGUUCCAAAUAUACGUAAUAAUAAUUUAGUGUAUACCGCAUAUGACUAAGAUUUGGAAAAGAUGACGUUGCAUCGAACUCUAAAUAUCUUUCAAAUGAUGACAAGGAAAUUGGUUCCAUUUUUUCUUACAUUUAAUGCUUUUUACUGAAUACUAAAAUAAAAGUAAUAAUAA